CAGUGCAGAGCCGAGCCGAGCCGAGCCCCGCCGGUGGGGCCAUGCCGUCCUACACCGUAACGGUGGCCACGGGCAGCCAGUGGUUCGCGGGCACCGACGACUACGUGUACCUGAGCCUGGAGGGCACGGCGGGCUGCAGCGAGAGGCACCUCCUGGACAAACCCUUCUACAACGACUUCGAGCGCGGCGCGGUUGACUCCUAUGAUGUAACUGUGGAAGAAGACCUUGGAGAAAUUCAGCUAAUAAAAAUUGAGAAACGAAAAUAUUGGUACCAGGAUGACUGGUACCUUAAGUAUAUCACUGUAAAAACACCAAUGGGUGACUAUUUGGAGUUCCCGUGUUACCGCUGGAUUACAGAUGAAAAAGAGAUUGUCCUUCGAGAUGGAAGAGCAAAGCUCUCCCGGGAUGACAAGACACACAUUCUCAAGCAGCACAGACGCAAAGAGCUCGAGAGCCGUCAAAAAAUGUACCGCUGGAAGGAGUGGCAUCCAGGCUUUCCCCUGAGCAUUGAUGCCCUUUCACACAGGGAUCUGCCUCGUGACAUCCAGUUUGACAACGAGAAAGGAAUUGACUUCAUUCUGAACUACUCUAAAGCGAUGGAGAAUCUUUAUAUCAACCGUUUCAUGCACAUGUUCCAGUCCUCCUGGAGUGAUUUUGCAGAUUUUGAGAGGAUCUUUGUCAGAAUCAGCAACACAAUCUCUGAAUAUGUGAUGCAGCACUGGAAGGAAGAUUUUAUGUUUGGCUACCAGUUCCUGAAUGGAUGCAAUCCUGUGCUGAUCCGGAGAUGCACCGAGAUACCCAAGAAGUUACCCGUGACUACAGAUAUGGUAGAAUGCAGUCUGGAGAGGAACCUGACCCUGGAGGAAGAAGUGAAGCAAGGAAACAUUUUCAUUGUGGACUACGAGCUGUUGGAUGGUGUGGAUGCCAAUAAAACAGACCCAUGCACGAUACAGUACUUGACUGCACCCAUAUGCCUGCUGUAUAAGAACCUGGAGAAUAAAAUUGUACCCAUUGCAAUCCAGCUUGGGCAAAAGCCUGGGCCAGACAAUCCCAUAUUCCUUCCCUCAGAUGCCACAUAUGAUUGGCUGCUCGCUAAAAUUUGGGUUCGCUCAGCUGAUUUCCACAUCCAUCAGACAGUGACCCAUCUCUUACGGACACACUUAGUCUCAGAGGUGUUCAGCAUAGCCAUGUUCCGGCAGCUGCCUGCUGUACAUCCCCUCUUCAAGCUCUUGGUGCCGCACAUGCGAUUCACGAUAGCCAUCAAUACCAAAGCCCGAGAACAGCUUAUCUGUGAAUGUGGUCUUUUUGACAAGGCAAAUGCUACAGGUGGAGGAGGACAUGUACAAAUGGUGCAGAAAGCAAUGAAGGAUCUGACUUACAGCUCUCUCUGCUUCCCUGAGGAGAUGAAAGCUAAAGGGAUGGACAGCAAAGAGGAUAUCCCCUACUACUAUUACCGGGAUGAUGGCAUUAAAGUCUGGGAGGCUAUCAAGAGUUUUGCAGAGGAUGUUAUUCACAUCUACUAUGAGAGCGAUGAGAUUGUAUGUGAGGAUGUGGAGCUCCAGGCUUUCGUCAAAGACAUUUACGUCUAUGGAAUGAGGGGUGUAAAGGCCUCAGGGUUUCCUAAGAUGAUCAGAACACGAGAGAAGCUAUCAGAAUAUCUCACAGUGAUAAUAUUCACCACAUCAGCCCAGCAUGCAGCUGUGAAUUUUGGUCAGUAUGACUGGUGUUCCUGGAUACCCAAUGCCCCACCAACAAUGCGCUGCCCCCCUCCGACAGAAAAGGGGACAGUCACCAUCGAGCAAAUUGUGGAGAGUCUGCCAGAUAGGGGACGUUCUUGUUGGCAUCUGGGAGCUGUCUGGGCCUUGAGCCAAUUCCAGGAAAAUGAACUGUUUCUGGGCAUGUACCCAGAUGAACACUUUGUGGAGAAGCCGGUGAAAGAGGCUAUGGCAAAAUUCCGCAAGAAUCUGGAUGAGAUCGUCAGCGGCAUCACCGAGCGCAACAAGAACAAAAAGCUGCCUUACUACUACCUUUCCCCAGAUCGCAUUCCCAACAGUGUUGCUGUUUGAGCAGAUACCCAGAAGAAGCUGGAGAUGUGUAAAGCGAGUGAUGCUUUCCUGUUACAUAGGCUUCUUUUCAAUGAACUUUCAGAAAAGGAUAAAAUAAGAAACCCCCUCUUUUGUCAGAGCUGACCCUUAGUCGAUUUGGACUGUCAAAACAAGUUUAUGACUGACCUUGCAGAGUGUAGCUGGAAACCUCUAGGUCAAUUUGUUACAAGUUUAUUUUUCCAAGAUUUUUUAAUGAAUGUUAGAAUCAGUAGCCAUGUUUCUGUUAGCUUUUCCUCUCCUGGUCAAAAUAAUGCAAUCACAGACUCACCCAUUUUAUUCAGUGAAAAUAGUACCAGGAGCAAUAGGCAAGUUACAUGUUAAAAAUCCUUCCUGUUUUUAUCAGGUAACAUGAUUGACAUACAAAAAUAUAGUUGCUAAAGUUUAUAAAUGGUUUUAAAUCUGAUAAAACAAAUGUUAAAUAUUUUCACUACAACUGCGUCCUGAUCAGGAUGAAGGUAGAAGCAGGACUUUUUCUUAACAUAGUUGAGGGAUUUUUAUCACUUUCUUAUUGAGUUCAUGUGAAAUUCAUAGACGAAAAUUGUGUAUCUACAUAAACCUAGAUGUUUGCUACAUAAAACUAGCAAGGUUUGUUUUAGCCUCUACCAGCAGAAUUUGAUGUCAUUCAUAAACAUAGACAAACAUUUUGCUUAACACAAUGGCAACAAGUACAGACCUAGCAGCGCUUAUGUUCAAUUUCUGUUUCAUUGCUGGGGCUGCUUAAUUUUGUGGAUAGUUUCUUCUGGUUUAUGGGAGAUGAAGAGGCUACUUUGUAUAAGGAUAAAAAUUGUGGAGAAAGGUUACUUGUCAGCUUUUAAGGGGAAUAAUUAGAUUUGACCAAUUAAGCAUAAUCAACAUAUUCCACCUUAGAAAUAAUUGAGUUUUGUCUGUUUUGCUUAGAAGUGGUUAGGUUCAAGUCUUUGGGCUUUGGUUAAGGUUGAGAAAGUCACUGAGAUGAUGAAAGCAAAAAUGAGGUUUGGUAAACUUAAGAGUCAUAGUUUUCUUUAUAACAAUUUUGAUAUAUUUUUCACAUAAUUUUUUCCUUGUACUAGCUUUGUCAGCCUGCAGUGUGCUUUCUCAAUAGAUAAGAAAGCUUCUUGUCCUAAUAAAAGAAAA
This is a messenger RNA of Apus apus (common swift), 3218 nucleotides long. RefSeq names its product arachidonate 5-lipoxygenase (gene ALOX5). The record is from RefSeq and is a predicted model, not a curated record. Gene Ontology annotation, molecular function: arachidonate 5-lipoxygenase activity; protein binding; iron ion binding. Lineage: Eukaryota; Metazoa; Chordata; Aves; Apodiformes; Apodidae. The coding region runs from base 42 to 2066 and encodes 674 amino acids. Gene Ontology annotation, biological process: lipid oxidation; linoleic acid metabolic process. The transcript has 14 exons. Gene Ontology annotation, cellular component: nuclear envelope.